AACACACCUCUUCCUCCAAACCAACUUUUUACACGCCAUGGCUGCACGCAACGCUCUCUGCUUGUCCUUGUUGAUUCUCUUGCUCGCCGUCGUCAAUGUCCAUGCACACUUUAAGCUGGACUCUCCGGCUGCCCGUGGCACCGUGGAGGACAAGGAGAUAAUGGCCCCGUGUGGUGGAUUCGACACUCUCCAAAACCCGAGAAACCCUCUACCGCUCACUGGCGCCAAGGUUUCUAUUACCGCACUGCAUCCCGAUGCCACUGCAAACUUUUACUUGAUCCUAUCGUCCAAUCCCACUGCGAAUGAUUUCUCCUCAAACUCGACUACGCGGAAGCAAAUAGCUCCUACAGCUACUGGUAUCAAAAUUGGCUCCUACUCCGCGGACAUUGAUCUUUCAAAGAUUCCAGAAGCAAAGGAAGGCGUUCAGGCUACUCUGCAAGUGACUUUUGAUGGAGGAGAUGGACUUUUGUUCCAGUGUUCGGAUGUAGUUUUGGGAGCGGCCACUGCUCAAACGCAAGGCAGUAAGAGUGCCGCUGAUCGUAUGAGCACGGCACGGGGAUGGAUUUUCGCGUUAGUUGCAUUCGCUGUUCUCUUGGUGUAAAUAUCUGUAUCAAAACCCUGUGACAUUUGAAAGUUGAAAUAGUUUUUGUACAAUAAGAAUGAAGUCUGAUAUGCCUCAUUACUUCUGC
This is a messenger RNA of Spizellomyces punctatus DAOM BR117, 689 nucleotides long. RefSeq lists its product as uncharacterized. Bases 38 to 601 code for a protein of 187 amino acids. Lineage: Eukaryota; Fungi; Chytridiomycota; Chytridiomycetes; Spizellomycetales; Spizellomycetaceae. The transcript has a single exon. The record is from RefSeq and is a predicted model, not a curated record.